AUCAAGUGAAUGCUUCAACUAGUUUGUUUCUUUAGACUAGUUUACAAAUUUAGGAUUUCCAAUCAACUUCAUGAGCUCUGCGCCAUGUGCGAAAAGAACUUGAACCUUCAUGAAAUUUUGACGAUGCUAGAAGAUGAAGAGAUCCAAGUGCCACCUGAUGAAGAAAUUGGCGUAUAUAUUCAGCCACCAAUCAAUGCAAAUGAUGAUGUCACUGAUGAGGAUUCUGGGGAUGAGGACAUGACUUCAAUCCAUCAUCUUCCAGGAAACCAACUAUUGGCCCCGGCUGAAGUUUCCCAAGAAUUUGAACUGAGUGACAACAAAGAUGAAGAGGAUCCUUCUUUAUCACAACCAACCUUACCCUCUAGUUCAGCGAAGAUGGACAUAGCACAGCCACCAAAUAAAAAAGUAAGACGAAUUCAGAAUUUCACUGAAGAGAAACCAGCAAAAAAGGUUAGUAAGCCAUUCACUAAAAAGCAGUACAAAUGGGUCAAAGAGGACCUAAAACUAGAUGAUACUAUUUGGAGUAAUAGACAGGAAGUACAACAAAAAUUAACACCAAUGGAACAGUUUUUCUGUAUUUUCGAUGAUGAUAUUGUAGAUUUAUUAGUUGAGAAAACAAAUCGUUUAUGCGGCAUUACAUAA
This is a messenger RNA of Homalodisca vitripennis (glassy-winged sharpshooter), 642 nucleotides long. Its product is annotated as piggyBac transposable element-derived protein 2-like. The record is from RefSeq and is a predicted model, not a curated record. Lineage: Eukaryota; Metazoa; Arthropoda; Insecta; Hemiptera; Cicadellidae. Gene Ontology annotation, molecular function: sequence-specific DNA binding. The transcript has 2 exons. Bases 10 to 642 code for a protein of 210 amino acids.